Molecule: messenger RNA, 5678 nt
Organism: Saccoglossus kowalevskii
Lineage: Eukaryota; Metazoa; Hemichordata; Enteropneusta; Harrimaniidae
Product: carbamoyl-phosphate synthase [ammonia], mitochondrial-like
Biological process (GO): L-arginine biosynthetic process; L-glutamine metabolic process; 'de novo' pyrimidine nucleobase biosynthetic process
Cellular component (GO): carbamoyl-phosphate synthase complex; cytoplasm
Molecular function (GO): ATP binding; metal ion binding; carbamoyl-phosphate synthase (glutamine-hydrolyzing) activity
Source: RefSeq, a predicted model, not a curated record
CGGCGGUGACGAGUUGACAUGCUGCACGAUUACCAUAUGUGAACUGCUGCGUUGACCGAAUAACAGUGGUAUUCAGAAGCUAUUGCCCUUCGUGCAUUGCCAACUGGAGUCGGUUCUAGCGCAGCCAGCUAGUUGAGGUACUCUUAUUGGUUGCCAUAGCUACAUAUCAUAAAACACCAUGUUGCAUUUUUUACGAGCAACGACUGUUCUUACCAAGAACAAACAUAUCGUCAAUAUUGUGAAUGCCAAGAUAAGGCUACUAUCAACGAUCAAUGCAAGUGAAAUAUUGAAAAAGCCAACAACAGCAUCUCUAGUAUUAGAAGAUGGAAGAAAGUUUGAGGGCUAUUCAUUUGGCGCUGAGAAAUCCAUGCCUGGAGAAGUCGUCUUUAAUACUGGACUUGUUGGAUAUCCUGAAGGAUUGACAGAUCCUAGCUACUGUGGUCAGAUUCUGACCUUGACAUAUCCAAUUGUUGGUAACUAUGGUGUCCCGGACACACAAGCAAGAGAUGAAUGGAAAUUGAUAAAAAAUGUAGAAUCCGAUAAGAUUCAGGUUUCUGGGUUAAUAGUACAAGAUUACUCCCAUGAGCACAGUCACUGGAACUCCGAGAAAUCACUGUCAGAGUGGUUAAAAGAGGAGAAUAUUCCGGCACUUUAUGGAAUUGAUACCCGAAUGUUGACUAAAAUUAUCCGAGAUAAGGGUACUGUACUGGGUAAAAUUGAAUUUGAUGAUAAUCCAGUUGCAUUUGAAGAUCCGAAUUUGAGAAAUUUAAUUGCUGAAGUGUCGACAGAGGAUGUGAUGGUAUUCGGUAAGGGAAAUCCACACAAAAUAAUAGCAGUGGAUUGUGGGAUUAAAAAUAAUAUCAUUAGAUGUCUGGUAAAAAGAGGAGCUGAAGUACAUCUAGUGCCAUGGAACUAUAACUUUACCCAGGAUGCCUAUGAUGGAUUAUUCAUAUCGAAUGGACCAGGAGAUCCAACGCUAGCCAAGGACACAAUAAAGAAUUUGAGAACAGUUUUGAAUAGUAGCCGAACAGAGCCUGUAUUUGGAAUCUGUAUGGGUAAUCAGCUGGUAUCAUUAGCAGCAGGAGCCAAGUGUUAUAAACUACCCCUAGGCAAUAGAGGUCAUAAUCAACCAGUGGUUAAUCUUUUGAAUGGCCAGGCUUUUAUCACGUCUCAAAACCAUGGCUUUGCUGUGGAUGGAACCUCCCUUCCAGAAGGAUACCAACCAAUCUUUGUGAAUGCUAAUGAUAAAACCAAUGAGGGUAUUAUGCAUAAAACAAGACCAAUUUUCACAGCACAGUUUCACCCAGAAGCAAAAGGAGGACCAACAGAUACAGAGUUUUUGUUCGAUGCUUUUAUCGAUAUGGUAAAAGACAGCAAGAAAACAUUGAUAUCAGCAAUGGCGCCAGCUGCACCACAACAGAAACUUUCAGAUAUUUCUAAAGUACUUGUUCUGGGAUCUGGAGGACUUUCCAUUGGACAAGCUGGAGAAUUUGAUUAUUCAGGUUCCCAGGCCAUCAAGGCAUUGAAGGAAGAAGGUAUGCAGACUAUACUAAUGAAUCCCAAUAUUGCGUCUGUACAGACCAAUGCACACGGAGAAAAGCAGGCUGACAAUGUUUAUUUCCUACCUGUUACACCUGAGUUUGUGACCGACGUUAUAAAACGAGAGAAACCCAAUGGAAUUUUGUUGUCUAUGGGAGGCCAGACCGCACUGAACUGUGGAGUUGAACUGUAUAAACAGGGAAUACUUCAAGAAUAUGGUGUGCAGGUUUUGGGCACACCGAUCACUUCUAUCAUGGAUACUGAAGACAGGAAUUUAUUCUCUGAUAAAUUACACGAAAUCAAUGAAAACAUUGCCCCAAGUAUUGCUGUGGAAUCGGUUAAAGAUGCUCUGAAUGCAGCAGUAGAAAUCGGUUACCCUGUCAUGGUGCGAGCUGCGUAUGCUUUAGGAGGUCUUGGUUCCGGUCUAGCAAAUAAUAGAGAAGAACUCAAUAAGAUUGUCACCAAUGCCUUUGCUAUGACAACUCAAGUUUUAAUUGAGAAGUCUUUAUUAGGGUGGAAAGAAGUUGAAUACGAGGUCGUUCGGGACGCAGCAGAUAACUGUGUUACAGUUUGUAAUAUGGAAAACUUUGAUCCUCUGGGUAUUCAUACAGGUGAUUCCAUUGUCGUAGCACCAAGUCAAACCCUUAGCAACGAAGAGUACCAUAUGUUGAGAGAAACUGCCAUUAAAGUUGUCCGCCAUCUUGGAAUUAUCGGAGAGUGCAAUAUACAGUACGCAUUGCAUCCUAAAUCAUUAGAAUAUUGUAUUAUAGAAGUCAAUGCUCGUCUGUCUCGAAGUUCUGCUUUAGCUUCUAAAGCUACUGGAUAUCCACUUGCUUUCAUUGCUGCCAAGUUAGGGUUAGGGGUUCUCUUGCCUGACAUCGAAAAUGCCACAACUCAAUCAACUACCGCAUGUUUUGAACCAAGUUUAGAUUACAUUGUUACUAAGAUUCCACGAUGGGAUCUGGAUCGUUUCCAAGGUGCAUCAAAAGAAAUCGGUAGUGCCAUGAAGAGUGUUGGAGAGGUGAUGGCCAUUGGUAGAACAUUUGAAGAAAGUUUACAAAAAGCAUUACGUAUGAUCCAUCCAUCUAUUGAUGGUUUUGUUCCCAGAAUGCCGAUGGGUAAGCCAUACCCUGACAACCUGGAAUCUGAAAUUAAAGUUGCCUCAAGUACAAGGAUUCAUUCCAUAUGCAAGGCAAUGCAUGAUGGGUAUUCUGUUGACAAGAUUCAUGACCUGACUGCCAUUGAUCCAUGGUUUUUAUACAAAUUACGAAGGAUUGUUGCACAAGAUAAGCUUUUGGAAGAUUACACAAGUCAAAAUGUUCCAAAGCAGACCAUGCAAGAUGCAAAACAGGCUGGGUUCUCUGAUAAACAGAUUGGUCUUGCUUUAGGCAUUAAUGAAGCGGAAUCCAGGAAAGUGAGGCUGUCAAAGGGAAUAGUACCCUAUGUGAAACAGAUUGAUACAAUGGCUGCCGAGUAUCCAGCUAAAACUAACUACCUCUAUUGUACAUACAAUGGCAUGGAACAUGACUUGCUGUUUAAUGACCAUGGCACAAUGGUGUUGGGAUGUGGACCAUAUCAUAUCGGUAGCUCAGUAGAAUUUGAUUGGUGUGCUGUCUCAUGUAUUCGCUCAUUACGAGAAAUGGGACAUAAGACGAUUGUUGUGAAUCACAACCCAGAGACUGUUAGUACCGAUUUUGAUGAAUGCGAUAGGCUGUAUUUCGAAGAAUUAUCACUAGAAAGAGUUCUUGAUAUAUAUCAACAAGAGGCUGCAACUGGUUGUAUUAUUUCUGUAGGUGGUCAGAUUCCAAAUAACCUUGCAUUACCGCUGUAUAAGAAUAAAGUCAAUAUUUUGGGGACAAAUCCGAUGAGUAUUGAUGAUGCUGAAGAGAGUGAUGUCAUUUGCGUUGUUGCCCAUGCUGUAUCCGAACAUGUAGAAAACGCUGGAGUACAUUCCGGGGAUGCAACAUUAAUCUUGCCCACACAAACUAUAAGUGAUGAAGCACUGAGGAAGGUACGAGAAGCUACACGACAGAUUGCGAAGAGGUUCAAUAUAUCUGGUCCAUUUAAUACUCAGUUCUUGGCUAAAGAUAAUGAUAUUAUGGUUAUUGAGACCAAUUUGAGGGCUUCAAGGUCAUUUCCAUUUGUUUCCAAAACUAUCGACACUGAUCUUAUAAAAAUAGCAACCCAAGUCAUGAUGGGUGAAAAAGUUGAUACCAGUCACCUGCCAACAUUAGAAGAUCCAAUUAAUCCUGUUGACUAUGUAGGAAUAAAGGCUCCUAUGUUUUCAUGGCCAAGACUACGAGACACAGACCCAUUGUUACGAUGUGAAAUGGCAUCUACUGGAGAGGUUGCCUGCUUUGGUCCAAAUGUACACACAGCUUUUAUCAAGGCUCUGCUUUCAACCGGAUUUAAAAUACCAAAGAAGAAUAUCUUGAUCGGAAUCCAGCAUUCAUUUCAGCCUCAGUUCUUACCUACUGCAUUGAAGCUUAAUCAACUGGGAUUUAAUCUAUCUGCCACUGUAGCUACUGCAAAGUAUUUAAAUGCACACAAUAUAAAAGCCUCAGUUGUUGGAUGGCCACUGGAUGAGGAGGAAUCUGCUCCAAGGGCAACCAGGUUAAUUCAAGAAAAGGAAAUUGAUCUUGUGAUUAAUUUACCUAAUCACAAUACCAAAUAUGUUCGUGAUAACUACCUCAUUAGACGGUCAGCUAUUGACGCUGGAGUUCCAUUGUUAACUAACUUUGAGCUUGUGAAACUAUUCGCUGAAGCCCUCGAGAAGAUGAGUAACCGUGAUGCCACCAGUCUUUUCCAUUACGCCAAGCCAAAGAGAGCUGCUAAGGUGGUUCACUGAAAUUUUACACGAGAAGAUUUUCAAUAUCAAUGAAAACAUUCUCAGAAGAAAAUUCUGGAAAUAUUUUUAACUAGAAUAGUUUGAAUUAUAUAUAAUAUUUUCAAUCUAACCAAUUAAUAAUUUUUUUUUCCCAAUGGUUGACUAAUUUUUGGCGUUGACACAUUUUCAGAACACAGGCCCAGUUUUGAUUAUUUUUUUUUUCUCUUAACAAUAACUGCACCUGUUUCACGUAUUUUAUUCCAUCCUACUAUUAUUCUUAUUACAUUGUACUAUUUGUCUUGAUAGAUGAAAUAUUUAGAAUCUAUUUCCACCAAAGUGAAUAUCCCUUAUUGUUAAAAUUUUAAAUCACAAAUGUUAAUUAUAUUAUCUUUUCACAAAAUGGUUUUCUGCAAGUGCUAUUCUAAAAUUGUUUAGGUCAUUAUAUUGACUAUCAAUCAUGAAUAAGAUGAAGGUAUCUUGGAUACCGUCGAUAAGGUGGUUGUUUCACUCUUGUAUUUUGAUGGCACCGAAUAAGACGGUCAUCUCAGUUGUAUCUUUGUCUGCACUAUCCGGCAAUGUUCAAAGCAGCAUUAUUUAUUUACACUUUGGUAGAACAAAUGUUUAUAAAACAAAUGUCCCUCCAAAUUUUGAUGGCAAGAUUUCUAAAAUUGUGAUUUUCUAAAUUACCAUAUUCGCUCUUUUAGUAACACAUGCACUUAGAUGAGCAACAGAGAUGUGUCUAUGAUUAGAAGAAGACAUUGUAAUGAUUCAGUAUACAUGUAUUUAUUGGUUUACGUUUGCUCAUUAAGAAGUUGUGCUUCUAAUAGAGCAAAUAUGGUAGUCACUUGUUACUGAAGUCUAUGUUAAAGCGAGAGGGUCGUCACCUGCACACGCACGGGAAUUGAGCCCCAAGCGACGGUAACAACACACGCUAAGAAUGCAAAGGCUCAUGGGUGGACACUUGUUUGUAAACAAUGACACGCUAUGGCCACAUGACGCCUGCGUAGGUGACGACUCCCUCGCUUCAACAAAAAAAGAAGUAAACAAAGACCAGAAGUUCAUCAUCUUGGGUCAAACCACUUUUUGUUGCAGGAGGGGUGGGAAGGGGAGGGGCAUAAAAAAUAUUUAUUCAAGCUCCUUUCUCUCUAUAAUCUAAAUUUUAAUCGAUGGAAUUUUCAUCCCUUUAUUUACCUGUUACUGGUAAUGCAGUGUUUGCUUAUACGUCGUCAUAGUAACAGUCAGUACCUUGCAGUAUUAUAGCUAAUAAAUUAAUGCGCAAUAAUCACGUUAUGCAAUAUUACAUUAUUUUUAA